AUGGAGGAGGAUCACAAAGCUCACCAAGUUACAGCCAUCAUUCCAUCCUUUUCCACCUACCCGAUGCCACUGACCAUUACGCUUACUGACAAGCCGUCACUUGAGAGCUGGGGAAGACAUCGACCAGUAGGAGGUUUGGAUCAGUUUAUGAGUGUGGCGAUACAUAAACACCCAAUACCGCUGCUCUUGAUUUAUAUGCGAAGUUGGGUUGAUCCCACUCUGAAGCCUGCAUUCGAGGCUAUUGUUCGCAUUGGGAUCUACGGGGAACUAGUUAUCAGGGAGCAAACAACGGCUGGCAACAUCGCUUACGGAGUGCAGGCUUCGGGCUACCAGGCUGCUGAAGAAGCUAGACGCACCAAAGAAGUGAAGAUACCGAAUUGA
Cylicocyclus nassatus is the source of this 381-nucleotide messenger RNA. NCBI's taxonomy places the organism in Eukaryota, Metazoa, Nematoda, Chromadorea, Rhabditida, Strongylidae. The record is from the annotation of a GenBank genome assembly.